AUGGUUAUAAAAGAUGCAAAAGAGGAGAAAGAGUGGUUAGAAAAGGGACAAUAUGUAAGCCACCUUACACCAGCACAGCAAAACAAUGUGAUUAAACUAGUUGGUAAUCGAUGUUUAGUAAAGUGUUUAGUUGAAGAUGUACCAGUUGAGGCAUUGUGGGAUACGGGUGCUCAGGUUUCAAUAGCCUCGCAUGAAUGGGUAAUGAAAAACUUUCUUGAUGUCAAGAUUAAUCCGAUUGAAGAUUUACUAGAGAACAAUUUAGAUCUCAAAGCAGCAAAUGGUUUGUCUAUCCCAUACAAAGGUUUUAUAGAGGUGAGACUUAAAUUAUUGAACUCACAAAUUGGAGAAGAGGUUUUAGUGCCUCUUUUGGUAGCGUCUGAUCAUCUUGAUCACCCUAUCAUCGGAUAUAAUGUUAUAGAGAACGAGUCAAAAACCCAGUUGACAAGACAAAUAAGAUUAUUUCAUCGAUGACAGCAAGUUUUCCCACAGUUGAUUCCAAAAACAUUAAAACUCUUGUUGAACUUAUAAAAACAAAUGAAUGUAGUGAACUGUGUUUGGUUAAAUCUAUAAAGCAUGAUGUGUUGAUUCCUCAAGGCAAGACAGUGAGUGUUACUUGUAGAGCGAACACACGGUCGAAUGCAGCAAGUAAGCUCCCAGUUCUGUUUGAGUCAGACCCUGAACAACCAUGGCCCACAUGUCUUGAAAUCGAAGAGACACUGACAAACAUAAAUAGUGGGUUCUCCUCCCGAGUGGUUAUUCAAGCGAGAAAUUCCACCGAUCAUGAUAUUUUGCUUCCAAAAAGAACUAUACUUGGACGAUUGCAAUUAGUAAAAUCUGUUACACCUGUUGAAGUUAGGGAAAAGUGUGAUAAAGAAGCACAAGUUAAUGGAGUGUCGGUAAAUGAUGAUAAGUUGAACACGAAUACCCCAAAGACCUUUUACGGUGAUUGGAUACCUGAAGUUGAUUUAAAUGGUCUGACUGAGAAACAAAAAUUAGUUGCUCAACAAAUGCUUCUCGAAGAGUCCGAUUGUUUCUCUCGAGAUGAUGAAGAUAUCGGUUGUAGUGAAGAACUUAAAAUGAAGAUCAAUUUAACAGAUAACAUCCCAGUUCAAAAGAACUAUAAUUCAAUACCAAAGCCCUUAUAUCCAGAGGUAAAACAAUAUAUUGAGGAUCUUUAA
Messenger RNA from Paramuricea clavata, 1178 nucleotides. Lineage: Eukaryota; Metazoa; Cnidaria; Anthozoa; Malacalcyonacea; Plexauridae. The record is from the annotation of a GenBank genome assembly.